This is a messenger RNA of Suillus fuscotomentosus, 734 nucleotides long. RefSeq lists its product as uncharacterized. Bases 147 to 608 code for a protein of 153 amino acids. NCBI's taxonomy places the organism in Eukaryota, Fungi, Basidiomycota, Agaricomycetes, Boletales, Suillaceae. The transcript is spliced from 8 exons. The record is from RefSeq and is a predicted model, not a curated record.
GCUCGCUACCUAAUCAUAGCAACAUAGCUUUUGGUCUUCUUAGUGCAGUCUUCAUGUAAGUCCAAUUCCAUCAAUGUCGUCCUGUCUGGUGUUUCUUAAAUACGGGAAACAGUGCUAAUCUCAGUGAUCAUUUUGACUACGAUGUCAUGAUUAUUUGGUCUACCUCGAUCUCGCUUGGUUGUUCAGCGAUCAAUGAUGUUCUUAUCGCUGGAACUUUGGUAUAUAUUCUCUACAAACACAGGACCGUAUCGCCAAGAACUAACCAAAUGAUCAUGAAACUCAUUGUAUUCUGCUCGCAAACGGGUCUGAUUACAACCGUGGCGGCAUCCAUCACUAUUGGAAUUUGGAUGGCUUGCCGUUUCGAGACUUACCAUCUAUAUAUGUGUAUUCCUACUGGAGGCUUAUAUGCUACAUGUCUUCUCGCCAACUUCAUCGCUCGGGAAUCCUAUCUACAGCCACAGACAGUCCACGAACUCGAGAUUUCCGAAAUCAGUUUUGGACCUUUCACGCAGGUGACUCAUGUGGGCUUGCCAGACAAUAACUCAGGGAAACAGGAAACAUUGGUGAUGCAAGAAGGAACACAAUACUCGAAAGCGUCUUCCUGUUAAGUCGAGUGGCUAUAUAUGAUAAUCCUUCACCAUCUCGCGAUCGGUGUUGUCGUAAUUUCCUAGAGUUAAAUUCAUCAUCGUACUCAGACUAUUAGAAGGAACACAUAUCAUUUCCUGAUUCUUCAC